Molecule: messenger RNA, 1558 nt
Organism: Helobdella robusta
Lineage: Eukaryota; Metazoa; Annelida; Clitellata; Rhynchobdellida; Glossiphoniidae
Exons: 11
Coding region: 21-1250 (409 amino acids)
Cellular component (GO): cytosol; COP9 signalosome
Source: RefSeq, a predicted model, not a curated record
AUUGAAUUAAUUAAAUUAAAAUGUCGAAUUCGGUGAAACAGCUAAGUUUGGGCGGAUUGCCACUAGGCAACGUUUCUCAAAAAGAAAAAACCGAAAAGUACAGGCAGAUUUUACAGAAUAUUCUCAUGCAAGCCCAAGAAGAUGAAAAUGAAGUAGUGAAGAACUUGAAGGGAUUCAUUGAUGCCAUAUCAAACGAAAAUGUAAGCCUUGUCAUUUCCAGACAAAUUUUAUCUGAAUUUUGCAACCAGCUUAACAAUCUUCCUGAUGAGAUCAGCAAAGAAAUAGCUCACUACACCCUUGAUAAAGUACAACCCAGGGUUGUCUCAUUCGAGGAACAGACUGGUUUAAUAAGACAGAAGCUAGCUGCUUUAUAUGAGAAAGAGCAGAAUUGGAAAGAGGCAGCCAAGAUACUCGUUGGCAUUCCUCUGGAAACUGCUCAGAAGCAGUAUUCGAAUGAUUACAAACUGGAGACGUACCUGAAGGUGGCGCGCUUGUACCUGGAAGACGAGGACCCAGUACAGGCAGAAGCCUACAUUAAUAGGGCUUCCAUACUCCAGGCCGAGUCAACAUCUGAAGCUCUUCAGAUUCAUUACAAGGCUUGUUAUGCCCGUGUGUUGGACUACAGGAGAAAAUUCAUCGAGGCUGCCCAGAGGUACAACGAGCUCUCUUUCAAGAACUGUGUAGCUGAAGAUGAAAAAAUGACCGCUCUUAAAAAUGCUCUGAUAUGUACUAUUCUUGCAUCUGCGGGCCAGCAAAGAUCUCGAAUGUUGGCAACCUUGUUUAAGGACGAGAGAUGCCAACAGCUACCAGCAUUUAAUAUUCUUGAGAAGAUGUAUUUAGAUCGUAUCAUACGCAAUAGUGAAUUGGAUGAGUUCUCUAGUCUAUUGCAAGCUCACCAGAAAGCCGUCACUGCCGAUGGUACUACAAUAUUAGAGAGGGCCGUUAUAGAGCACAGCAUGUUGUCAGCCAGUAAGCUCUACAACAACAUCUCAUUUCAAGAGCUUGGCACUUUACUAGAAAUUCCUUCUAAAAAGGCUGAAAAGAUUGCCUCCCAGAUGAUCAGUGAGGGCCGUAUGAAUGGCUAUAUCGAUCAGAUAGAUUCCUUUGUACAUUUUGAAGUCCACGACGCAUUACCAUGCUGGGACAAGCAAAUCCAAAGCUUGUGCGUGCAGGUUAAUGAAGUAGUCGAAAAAAUAAGGACUCUAGAUCCUGAUUGGAUGGCCAAACAUGAAGAAUCGAUGAUGUCAUAAUUAAUCAAUUAUUAAUAAUUAAUGUAAUUUAUAAUUUUCAAUUUAAUAGUAGUCAAUUUUUUUAUUAUUAUAGAAAUUAAUUAUUAAUUUCGUAAGGAGCAAAUUGGUUUGACAAAUUUGAUCGACAAAGUUAUGUUAAUGUUGCUAAUUUGAUUGGUCUGUUGGUGUUCUGGCUAACGGUUUGAGAGGGUUUUGAUUGGUUAGUUGGCACUCGUGCAAAACAGUUUGAUAUUAUUAUUGCUAGUUUAUGCUUUUUUUGUACAGAAAAUAAAUAAACGAAUGAAUAAAGCACGAUGAUUAAAAUAUUU